Bufo bufo (common toad) is the source of this 2655-nucleotide messenger RNA. Its product is annotated as vomeronasal type-2 receptor 26-like. The record is from RefSeq and is a predicted model, not a curated record. NCBI's taxonomy places the organism in Eukaryota, Metazoa, Chordata, Amphibia, Anura, Bufonidae. Gene Ontology annotation, biological process: G protein-coupled receptor signaling pathway. Gene Ontology annotation, cellular component: membrane. Gene Ontology annotation, molecular function: G protein-coupled receptor activity. The transcript has 8 exons. Bases 1 to 2655 code for a protein of 884 amino acids.
AUGGCUGCUUCUGAGUAUCAGAAGCCUGUUUCUGGAGCCAUCACAUGUGUGAUUGCUAACUAUCUUUCUGGGCAGCGAUCCUCAUCAUGUAGCCUGACAAACCUGAGAGUUGAGUUUGAAUACAAAUAUUAUCAGAAAGGAGACAUCAUUAUCGGAGGGCUGAUUUCUGCUCAUGUGGACACUAUGAGUCUUCCUGUAUUUUCUAAAGAUAGUUGUUUAUUCCUUUACUGUACAGAAAUUCAAGUUGAUCCAUAUAGAAACAUUUUGGCUUUCAUUUUUGCUAUUGAUGAGAUUAACAAAGAUCUCGACCUUCUGCCCAAUAUUACUCUUGGCUAUAAAAUAUUUGACACAUGUGGAAGUUCAAGGAAAUCUCUGAAGUCUGCCAUGCAAAUAAUGUCUGGAAAAGACGAGGAGGCUCCAAAUUACUCCUGUGUGGAUGAUGGAGAAGUGGCUGCUUUUGUGACUAAUCCUGGAUCUGAUAUCAAUAGAGCCCUGAUAGAAUUCCUCAGUCUAUAUAAGAUUACACAGAUCAAUUAUGGACCUUCUGACCCUCUCCUGAGUGAUAGAGUCUCAUAUCCAACAUCAUAUCAGAUCACUCCUGAUGACCAGGCUCGAUAUGAAGCUAUUGUGAAGAUUCUGAAGUACUUUGGAUGGAACUGGGUUGGGAUCAUUACAACAGACAAUGGAAAUGGUGAAAUGGAGUCAGAAACGCUUAGUAAAAUGAUGACUCAGCACGAGAUCUGUGUAGAUUUUAUCAUCAAAUUAGAUAAAUAUGAUUACACUAUGAACGAAAUGGGGAUGGAGAAAAUUCUAAAAUCACGUGCUAAAGUCAUAGUGGUUUCUGGUCUUUUUAACAGGGGUUAUGCCCACACUAUCUACAGAGCUCAAGUGGAAAAUAUCACAUUGAUCCUUCAUGAGUCCUGGAUUAGUAUUAUGAAUUUAGGACGUGAAUAUUAUCAAUUGGUCAACUGCAGCUUAAUGUUUAUGCCACCGAAGAAAGUAAUCCCCAAGUUUAAUGUCAUUCAAAGUGUGAACCCCAUGACCCGUCCAAAUGACCCACUGCUGGAAGAUCUUUGGUUUAUCAUUUAUGGAUGUCUGACUAAAAAUAAAUAUAAAAAUCAAUUUUUUAAGCUGAUUUAUAAAGAUAAACCUACAGUUAACUGCAGUGAGAUAUAUGGCUUCCCUAAUCAGAUGUAUAAUGGUCACACUCUGUACUAUGUCUACACAUCAGUCUACGUUCUGGCUCAUGUUCUGAAUAGAAUUGUACUAAAAAAAUCUAGUUUACAGACACAUGGACUAAGACAUAAACUGUCUAAAUAUAUAACAAAUGCUGGUCAUAUGGAUCAUUCUGGAAAACCUGUUCACUUUAAUGAGAGAGGCAAACUGACUUCUAAGUGGCAGUUAGCAACCUUUUUUUUCCUGAAGAAUCAGAAAGAUUAUAAUGCGUAUACAAUGCAGUUGGCCUCCUUUGAAGAAUCUGCAGAAGAAGAAGCUGUGCUCGAUAUUGACCUAGGAAAAAUUAUAUGGAAAAAUGGCAAAGAGCUAUCAUUCUUUCUUAUGAAGAAGAAUUCCACUCCAACAGAAGAUGUAGACUCAGGGAUUGAGGGUAGUGUUAGACCCAAGAUGCCUCAGUCCCGGUGUAAUGAGCCAUGUUCUCCAGGACACAGGAAAGCUUCUAAUGGAGGAUAUCUGGUCUGCUGCUAUGACUGUGUCCCCUGUUCUGAGGGUGAAGUGUCCAAUAUAACAGACUCUACAACUUGCCAUAAAUGUCCUAAAGAAGAGUGGCCUGAUGAGAAGAAAGUGAAAUGCAUUCCGAGAAUCUAUGAUUUUCUUUCCUACGAGAAGGACAUUCUAACUUUCAUUUUUUUAGGAAUAGUUUUAUUUUUUUCUGCUAUGACAUUGAUCAUAUUAGGAAUCUUCAUUUAUUACUGGGACACACCGAUUGUUAAAGCCAAUAACCGGACUGUGAGCUUCAUCCUCCUGGUCUCCAUCUUGCUGAACUUCCUCAGUGUUUUCUUGUUCCUUGGCCGUCCAGGGGACAUAGCCUGUUUACUGAGACAAACAUCAUUUGGUAUCUUCUUCUCUAUUAGUGUCUCUUCUCUUCUGGACAAAACUAUCACAGUCUGCAUUGCCUUCAAAGCCACCAAACCUGGAAGUAUCUGGGUGAAGUGGAUGUCAUUCAAUGUGUCAAAUUAUGUGGUCAUGGUGUGUUCUUCUGUACAAGUUCUCAUAUGUGUUAUUUGGUUGUUGAUGUCUCCUCCUUAUGUAGAGUUUGACUAUCACUCUUAUCCUGGGAAGAUCAUCAUUCAGUGUAAUGAAGGCUCGGUCAUCGCCUUCUACUCCAUGUUGAGUUAUAUGGGGUUCCUGGCAGCUGUGAGCUUUGUUCUGGCUUUCAUGGUGAGGACAUUACCGGACAAUUUUAAUGAAGCCAAGUACAUCACCUUCAGCAUGCUGCUGUUCUGCAGUGUCUGGAUCGCCAUGAUACCAGCCUAUCUGAGCACUAAAGGGAAGUACAUGGUGGCUGUGGAGAUAUUUGCCAUAUUGACCUCAUGUUCUGGCAUACUUGGUUGUAUAUUUCUUCCAAAAAUAUAUAUUGUUCUUUUUGACCCUAGUUUGAACUCCAGAAAAGCAAUUUUGGAGAGAAAUAAGAUAUAG